Molecule: messenger RNA, 1107 nt
Organism: Arachis ipaensis
Lineage: Eukaryota; Viridiplantae; Streptophyta; Magnoliopsida; Fabales; Fabaceae
Source: RefSeq, a predicted model, not a curated record
AUGACGGAUCAUUCGGAAACUCAACCUCCCCGAACUAGUGCCGAUCUCACGGCCGCAAAUGCCGCACUCCUGGCAGAAAAUCAGCGGAUGGCUGAACUGUUGGCAACAAUGCAAAACAACGGGGAUCGGAAGGUCGAUAGUAAAAGGACAAACGCUGAACAGCACGAAGAGCAUCAGUCAGAGUCCAAUGUUAAGACAGGAGAAACUCCCCCCAAGCCUGGGAGGCGACGAGCUAACCCAUUCUCCGAAGAAAUAAUGAGCUACAAAAUGCCCCAGAACUUUACACUCCCAAUGACCCUGACACCAUACAAGGGGAUCGGGGACCCAAAAGUCCAUGUCACUAAGUUCGAGUCCAUGAUGUUUCUCAACAGUGACUGCGACCCCAUUAUAUGCCGAUAUUUUCCUACUUUCCUAGAUGGAGCUGCCUUACUGUGGUUUUCUAAUUUGUCUGCAGGGUCCAUAACCAGCUUUGACGAAUUCGCCAAGAUGUUCAUCAAUCACUUCGUAGCAUCAAAAAUCUAUGUGAGAGACUCCGAUUAUCUCAGCACGAUCAAGCAAGGCCCGCAUGAAAGUCUCAAGGAUUACAUGAUGCGCUUCACCAUGGCGGCCAUGGAUAUCCCUGACUUAAACUCAGAAGUACAAUUGCAUGCUAUCAAAAGUGGCCUCCGGCCAGGGAAGUUCAACACGAGAAGAGAAGACAUAAUAAAGGAUAUAUUACACAACAGGCUCAUAAAGCCACCAGUCAAAGCGGGAACAUACCAAGAUCAAAAGUACGUAGACAAAGGGAAGCAUUGCGCCUUCCACCAGAAAUUCGGUCACACCACAGACGAGUGUGUGGCAGCUAAGGACCUAUUGGAGAGAUUGGCGAGACAGGGGAUACUAGACAAGUACAUCGGCUCCAGGAACCAGAAGGAAACAGCUGAAGCGAGCAAGCCGAAGUAUACCUCGGAACGCAGAGACAAAGGAACAUGGCGAGAUCCAGUGGAAACCCCUACCUCUAAAGGAGUCAUAAACUACAUCUCAGGAGGUCUCGCGGGAGGAGGAAUAACAAACACAUCAAGGAGACGAAGCUACAGAGCCAUGAUGACAAUGGAAGGAACUCAAUAG